CGGUGAGUCAUAAAUAAUUAACUGCAUUCAGUUAAAAGAUUCUUUGUGCUCUAGCUCUGUUCCUCGAGUGCCGAGUCAUGAAAACUUCACCUUCGCUUCUUGUGGCUCUGCUCACUCUGUGUAUGAUAACAACCGCUCUAUCACUUCAGUGCUACGAGUGUACAAAUGCAACUGGAUUUACUGGAGUAUCAAAGUGCGACAGUGACGAAGUGACGAAGAGAACUUGCGAUGGGCUUGCUAACCGCUGCAUGACAGUGACCUACAACUUUACACUACUGAACUCCCAAAUCAUUGAGACAAAGAACUGUUCCAGCAGCCUCGCUUGUGACCCACAAUUCGAAUUCAGCUGUAAGUAUUUGCUAGCACGACUUUUGUAUCUACUAGUCGUUGUGUAUAACGAUAAUAGCACUCGUAUCUUUUCUCUUUAUGCAGUUCGCGAGCAGUCUCUCUUUUGCUCGAAAAUCGGUGGGGAAGAACGCAAAAGAAGGAUGCAACACAAGUGAGCAAUCGCGAGCCUA
Orbicella faveolata is the source of this 518-nucleotide messenger RNA. RefSeq lists its product as uncharacterized. NCBI's taxonomy places the organism in Eukaryota, Metazoa, Cnidaria, Anthozoa, Scleractinia, Merulinidae. The record is from RefSeq and is a predicted model, not a curated record.